Messenger RNA from Mauremys reevesii (Reeves's turtle), 948 nucleotides. RefSeq names its product putative olfactory receptor 52P1. The coding region runs from base 1 to 948 and encodes 315 amino acids. Gene Ontology annotation, molecular function: G protein-coupled receptor activity; olfactory receptor activity. The record is from RefSeq and is a predicted model, not a curated record. Lineage: Eukaryota; Metazoa; Chordata; Testudines; Geoemydidae. The transcript has a single exon. Gene Ontology annotation, biological process: G protein-coupled receptor signaling pathway. Gene Ontology annotation, cellular component: membrane.
AUGUCAGAUUCCAACAUGACUGACUUCAAGAACCCCUCCACCUUCAUCCUUCUGGGCAUUCCUGGCCUGAAGGCAUCCCAUGUCUGGAUCUCCAUCCCCUUCUGCACUAUGUAUGCCAUAACUUUCUUGGGGAACAUCAUUAUCCUGUUCAUUGUGAAGAUGGAGCCGAGCCUCCAUGGGCCCAUGUACUAUUUCCUCUGUAUGUUGGCAGUCACGGACCUGGUCCUUUCUACAUCCAUUGUGCCCAAAACGCUGAGCAUCUUCUGGUUCAAUUCAAGGGAGAUUGAUUUCAGUGCCUGCCUCAUCCAGAUGUACUUCAUUCACUGCUUCUCAGUGAUGGGGUCUGGGAUCUUCGUGGCCAUGGCUUUGGAUCGCUACGUGGCCAUCUGCCAUCCCCUGAGACAUUCCACCAUCCUGACAAACCCCGUGGUGGCCAAGAUUGGUCUGGCCGUGGUGCUGCGUGGUGGCAUGCUCGUAAUGCCCCAUCCCUUGCUGGCAAGGCGGUGGCCAUAUUGUAGAACCAACAUCAUCCUGCACUCGUACUGUGAGCACAUAGCCGUGGUGAAGCUGGCCUGCGCCGACAUCAGCGUCAGUAGUUACUAUGGACUCUCUGUGGCAUUCUUGGUGAUGGGUCUGGAUGUGUUUUCUAUCACUGUGUCCUAUAUCCAGAUCCUCAGGGCUAUCUUCAGCCUCCCCACAAAGGACGCCCGGCUCAAGACUUUUCGGACCUGCGGCUCCCACCUCUGUGUCACUUUAGCCUCUUACAUCCCACCUCUCUUCUCCUUCCUCACGCACCGAUUUGGCCACAACGUGCCCCUGCAUUUCCACAUUCUCAUUGCCAACGUGUACCUCCUGCUGCCCCCCAUGUUAAACCCCAUCAUCUAUGGUGUGAGCACCAAACAGAUCCGGGACAGGCUGCUCCGGCUCUUUACUCAUAAAGGGACCUAA